Messenger RNA from Clunio marinus, 204 nucleotides. Lineage: Eukaryota; Metazoa; Arthropoda; Insecta; Diptera; Chironomidae. The record is from the annotation of a GenBank genome assembly.
AUGAAUAUUUUGAUUACAUCCGCUUACAUACACGAAACACAUUGUAUUGUAUUUAAGAGUCAUUACACUAGACAGAUCUCCAAUUUAGACAGUAAACAACCACAAAUCAAACGAUCCAUUUUUCAAAAAUUAUUUGAUUUAUCUAUGUUAAAAACAUCGAAUAUAUCUUAUUUGAAGUUUCUUGGAGCAAAUGGUUCACCUUAA